This is a messenger RNA of Malaya genurostris, 3175 nucleotides long. RefSeq names its product maltase A3-like. The record is from RefSeq and is a predicted model, not a curated record. Lineage: Eukaryota; Metazoa; Arthropoda; Insecta; Diptera; Culicidae. Gene Ontology annotation, biological process: carbohydrate metabolic process. The transcript is spliced from 4 exons. Bases 21 to 1865 code for a protein of 614 amino acids.
UGCCGUACAGUGCGAUCAUAAUGUUAGCAAGAAAUCGAGUCUUUACGAUCAUAUUUUUUCCGUUGUUAAUCGGGUUAGUUCACACUAGAAGACCAUUCCAAGAUAUCAGGAGCGCUCUUGCAAUUCUGAAGCGAAAUCCACCCCCGGAUAAUACCUGGUGGAAAACCGCAGCCUUCUAUCAAAUCUAUCCACGAUCAUUCAAAGAUAGUGAUGGUGACGGAAUCGGAGAUCUUCGAGGAAUCAUACAGAAGUUACCAUAUUUGCAAAAACUCGGCAUCAGCGGAUUUUGGAUGUCCCCAAUAUUCAAAUCUCCUAUGGCUGAUUUUGGUUAUGACAUAUCUGAUUACUAUGAUAUUCAGCCGGAAUAUGGAACGAUGGCCGAUUUUGACACUUUGAUUGGCGAGUCUAAAAAACUGGGAUUGAAGGUCAUUUUAGAUUUUGUUCCCAAUCACUCAAGUGAUGAGAAUGAGUGGUUCAAAAAAUCGGAACGUCGCCAAGAAGGAUUCGAAGAUUUUUAUGUGUGGCAUCCGGGAAAAGUUAAUCCAGUUAAUCCUUCGAAACCACUUCCACCAAAUAAUUGGGUUAGUCUAUUCCGUGGAAGUGCCUGGCAGUGGAGUGAAAAACGAAAGGAAUUUUAUUUGCACCAGUUUUCAGUCAAACAACCGGAUUUGAACUAUCGCAAUCCGAAGGUCGUAGAACAAAUGAAGGACGUUAUGCGAUUCUGGUUGAAAAAAGGAGUCGACGGUUAUCGGAUCGAUGCAGUUCCGACUUUGUUUGAGAUCGAUAAAAAUGCCGAAGGGAACUAUAUAGAUGAACCCAUAAGUGGCAACACUAAUGAUCCGAACGACCCUGGGUACACUAUUCAUGUUUAUACACAAGACCGCAACGAAACUUUUGACAUGGUAUAUCAAUGGCGUGCCGUUGUAGAUAACUUUCAAAAAGACAAUGGCGGAGACGCCAGAAUCAUAAUGACUGAGUCAUACUCGAACAUCGACAUUGUGAUGAAGUACUACGGGAAUGCAACUGUGCCUGGUUCGCAUAUUCCAUUCAACUUCAGGUUUAUCACCGAUUUGGGAAAAGAUUCAUCCACACAGGAUAUUGAGAAUGCAAUUAAAUACUGGAUAAACCACAUGCCCAACGAUGGAGCAGUAGCUAAUUGGGUGCUUGGAAACCAUGACCAACAUCGUGUUGCAAGUCGAUUUGGAGAGAAUAAAAUCGACAUCAUGAACAUGAUUCUUUUGUCUCUACCAGGCAUCAGUAUCAGCUACAAUGGUGAAGAAAUCGGAAUGACGGACGUCUGGAUCUCGUACAACGAUACAGUGGAUCCGGCCGCUUGUAAUGCAGGUCCGGAUAAGUACCAAUACACGACGAGAGAUCCGGAAAGGACACCAUUUCAGUGGGAUAACAGCGAAAAUGCUGGGUUUUCGACUGCUAACAAAACAUGGUUGCCAGUGUCCCCGACAUACAAAGAUGUGAACGUGGCGAUACAAGAAUCCAAAACAAAUAGUCACCUCAUUGUAUACGAGAAACUGAUGCACAUGAGAAAGAGUCGAACUUGGCAGAGGGGGCAAUUGAAAACCGUGGUUAGUGGUAACGUUUUGGUAAUUUUCAGGGAGCUCAAAGGAUUCGAAACGUUUGUUACAUUGGUUAAUACUGGAGAUGCGCAACAGAUUUUAGACAUUUCUAGAAUGGGCUACAUUCCGUUGGUUGGAAAAGGCUGGUACCAAGUGGUUUCCGUUAACUCUCUGCACCAGGAAAGGGAAGUUGCGGUUCUUAAUAAGGUCGUUGUGGAUCCGUAUGAAUCAUUUGUAAUCGGAGCCAAAAGCAACUAUUUUUAUUAUGAAGUUUUCAAUUAUGUUAACUGAUUGAUUAUGUGAAUAAUUUUUUUAGAUGUGUACAAUUACUUAUACCGUUUUCGUUUAUUGAUCAGAGCAGCCCGAAAGCUGACCCAGAGUCGCCCAAACAACGUUUGAUAUGUUUGGUCUAGCAACCUGAGGUCGCUCUAGAUCGGACUCCAAUCGCGUUAUUUCGUUCUGAAAUUUUUCUCGAGUCGCACCACGCAUCCAUGCGAGUUUGUGUAUUUUUUCCUUUUUUUAUGAGUUGUUGUUUAUGGCACGUACCACGUGCUCUUUUUACUCGGAAUCAGAGUCGCUCGCGUGUAGGUUCAAAAACGAAAACGGCAUUAGACUUUCACAUCAAGAAUAUUUUAUUUUCAAACACUAUCAUAUGUAGGAAACUUUUUUAUGUUUUUAAUUUAAUUAAAUAAAAUAACGUUGUAAUAAUAAUAAUAAUAAUAAUAACAGAAAUAUUUCAAGUAUUCAUUGUAGGUACUCAAGUUUUCGCAUGAAGUCUCUUAAACGAUUGCUGUUGGCUAGCCGCAGCAAAAUUAUUGUUGUGUUUUCACUUUCAUCAUUUGAGCUGUUUUUUCUUCACUAGUCAGUUGAAAGCGGACUGUCUACUGAACUAUUUUGACUCAUUUGCAUUAACACGUUGAAGACAAUUUUUUUCGAUUUUUUUAACGAUAUCAAACUAACUAGAGAUUAUAAGAGGAGAAAGAAUAUGAAAUCAUAGAGCCAUAGUACUCAAGGAAGAGCAAGGAUGUGAAGAAUAAAGUGCGGAAAAGUGAGACGUGACAAGGGUCAUUUAAGUAAGCAGAAGGCUUCUCGUAUCUAAACUUUUACCUUCUACCGGUUCGGACAGUAAAUGACAAACGACCUUUGCCUUUACUUUCUGACAUAUCAGAGACUCGGAUAACUCGUAUCGCUAAGAUGCCUAAGUUCGACUCCUCUGGUAGAAGGUAAAAGUUUAGAUACGAGAAGCCUUCUGCUUACUUAAAUGACCCUUGUCACGUCUCACUUUUCCGCACUUUAUUCUUCACAUCCUUGCUCUUCCUUGAGUACUAUGGCUCUAUGAUUUCAUAUUCUUUCUCCUCUUAUAAUCUCUAGUUAGUUUGAUAUCGUUAAAAAAAUCGAAAAAAAGUAAAAAAUACUGACUGACCAGAAGUCAUAAAUAAAAAAGUAAAAAGUUAAAGACAAUUUCAAAUUAUAUAAAAAAAUGUAUUCGUGCUAGUACCGGUGUUUGAAUAAAUUAUUAUAUGAUCUAAGGGAAAUGCUAACGGAGUUGAAUAAAAUAUAUAUUGAUUUUCAUAAUAAAAAGUGUUUCCAUAUUUAUUAAA